Aspergillus aculeatinus CBS 121060 is the source of this 4333-nucleotide messenger RNA. RefSeq lists its product as uncharacterized. Lineage: Eukaryota; Fungi; Ascomycota; Eurotiomycetes; Eurotiales; Aspergillaceae. The record is from RefSeq and is a predicted model, not a curated record. The coding region runs from base 29 to 4072 and encodes 1347 amino acids. The transcript is spliced from 4 exons. Gene Ontology annotation, molecular function: protein binding.
CCUAACUCCCGACCAGAAAUCUUGAUUCAUGGCCCAACCAGAACACUUUGAUUACCUUUGGGAUCAAGCCAAAGCGCGCUACAAGUCCAUCACAGGCCAUGACCUCGACAGCCCCGCAUUUCCCAACCCCGCUUCAGCUGACGACCUGCUCCUGCUCCUCGACGCGAGAAACACCGACUUUCUAUCUUUCCGGGAGAAGCGCUCUAUGCUGUUCCACAACCUCAGUACCCUGUGUCAACCGAUCGAAUCACUCACCUACGUCAUCUCCACGGGGACCUCGGUGGUAUUUCCGCCCAGCGCUGCAUGUUUUGCCGCCCUGACAUUGUUGAUUGAUGCUGCCCGUGGCGUAUCGUCGCUCUAUGAUUCCAUCAUUGGUCUCAUCGAGACCCUCAAGGACUUCCUCGCCCGAAUCAAGAUCUAUGCUGUAAAUCAGGCGACACCCGAGCUCCGCAGCACGCUGGUGACUAUCCUCGUAAUUCUGCUGGAAGUUUUCGGUCGCUCCGCGAAGAUCAUCCGGGGUGGAACACUGGGUCGCACCCUGGCCUUCGCGAAGAACACGGUCUUGGGUCGCGAUGAGAAGCUGCAGGGUCUCCUCAACCAACUGGAGAAGCUGUGCCAGAGUGAGAACCGGCUGGUCGCGGCGGAGACAUGGGCGGAGACGAAGCGCACCGCGCAUCAGAUGGACCAGGUCAGUGAUGACUUGGGGACGUUAGUCCUGGGACAGGAGACUUUUCGUGAUGAAUUCCGGGAGGAAAUGCACAAGGUGCGAGAGACGGUGACGGCGUCGUCGGCCAGGCAAGAGAAAUCACCGACAGCCAUCCGGGAGAUUCUCAAGCCCUCGGUACACCCAGCCGAUGCGUAUCAGAGUCUCGCAAAGAAGAGGGUGGCAGGGACGGCAGACUGGAUUAUCGCAGAACCGUUGUUUGAACAAUGGGUGGCUGAUGAGGGGCAGACACCGCUCGGUGCCUCGAUCGCGUAUUUCUUCUUCAGUAACAGCGAUACUGAAACCAAGUCAUUCAGCCAGGCACUGCGGGACUGCGCUCACCAAGUUUACCAGAACAAUGCAGCGUAUCAGGCAUAUCUUGAAGCCCACCUCAGCUCUCCAGAUGAUAUCAAGACUAUUCGCAGUACGUGGAGAUUGCUAUACACUCAGCACUAUAUUGCGCAGCGAAGAACAACCGGUCGGGUGGUCCUUGUAUUGAAUGGUCUCGACGAAGCCUUUCAGGCAGAUCGGGAGCAGUUCUUCGAGCUGCUGUCAGAUCUACCUUCCGGGAGUGCCUCUCAAAUCAAGAUUCUACUAGUCGGAAGGCCUGAGAUCUACGCUGAGCUCAUUGAACAGAUCAACACCAUACCUUGCAUUCAAGUUGACGCAGCGAAGAACUCUGCUGACAUCCGAGCAUUAAUUGAAACCACCAUGCGACGAACUCGUGUCUUGAGUCGCAUUCCUCGGGAUCUCUCAGCCAAAAUCCAAGACGAACUCAUCGAAAAAUCCCAAGGGAUGUUUCUGUGGGCCGACCUGAUGCUGCGCGAGUUGAGCCGGAAGACGCGAACGAGCAGUAUGCUGGAUAGCCUGCAAAGAGCCCCGAGGGGAUUGGAUGAGAUGCUGGAGCAUGUCCUGCGAGGCUUCAGCGCGAAACUCGACGCAGAAGAAGCGGAGAAUUUGAACACGAUGCUUGCAUGGCUGGCUUGCUCAGAUGUUCCACUGAGUUUGCGUCAGCUGGACUACAUUCUGCAGUAUGAUUCGCCGGGCGGGGAUGGAGUCUUUGACCUUGAGACCAUGCUCCGAGUACAAUACGCUUCAUUCUUUCUCCUCCUUCGAGACGAUGGCCUGACUACAGCCGACCUUCAGGGUGCGGAGGUCGCAGCCUAUCUCGCCGAGGGUCGGACGAGCGAUGAUCUCCUCGAAUUUCAGUCCAACAAGGAGACCACUCGUGUCGUUUUCCGCCACGCAUCGAUUAGCGAGUACCUCCGCAAUCCCGCUUACGGAAAGGUGCGCGAUAGCCCUGGCUCUGUGCCUGUUGGUGUAAAUAUCAUUCAGGCGCGGACCCAUAUCCUAAUACGCUGCCUGAAGCUGUUCCAAGACGGCUUUGCGGAGGAUGAGGACAAGGACGGAAGGGUCUCACUUAUUAUCUAUGCGCAGAGUCAGUGGCUGAGUUAUCUGAGGCAUCUGGUCAGCAACGACCGGCUCGAUCCACACAGCAAGCGCGAGAUAAGAUCUUUAUUCCGCAGACUACUGUCAGCUCCUGACUGCGUACAUUGGCUGGACCCGGAUGACUGGGAGUUCUUCUCUUCUGGGGAUUACCGCCUAGUCGAAAGUCUCUUGAAUGAUACAUCGUGUUCAGCCGACGAAGAAGAUGACGAGAUUACAGAAUGGCUGUCAUCCUGUCGCCAAAAGCCCGGCGGCGUCUUCUCAGUCAUGGCUGAAUAUGCCGCCGAGGGUUGGCUGAAGGAAAGCGCCUGGUCUGCGUCGGAGUGCUUCCGUCUCGUGUGGGCGGUCAAAAUCAUCUCCGAAGACGGCGAUGUGAAGAUUAUGCGCGAGACGCCCAGUACAGAAACCGUGCUUGAGGUCGCUCGAUGGACGAAGCUGGAAGAAGACGCGCUGUGGCAUGAAAGGGUCGGGAACUGCCUCUCCAAUCUAGGGCAUCUGGACGAUGCAAAACAUUACGCGGAGAUGUCGCUGAGCCUGCAACCGAAAUCAGUCGCUGCCAGUUUGGACAUUGCUCGAAUUUACCUGAAACAACACAAGCGCAGCGAAGCAAUCGACAUAUACCUCGAAACCGAAAAACUGUACACGAAGUCACUUCUCGAACAGCAGGAGCCCGACCAUGAGGACUCCGAUCUUGACAUGCUGGUGUCGCCAUACAGUCUGUCAAGGCUGCGAUUGACUCUGUCGGAGUUGUAUUUGGAACAAAGCGAUUGUCUCGAGGCUGCAACAUGGCUCCACUCGUGCUUACAGUUGGGAUCCUACAGCAUUCAAAUUCCCAAACUUGCCGAAGCACUAGUUUACCAACUCAGCAUGCCCCCGUAUAGAAAUUAUGGGGAAAUAAUGCGCUUGCUGAGGUCGAUGGACCGUGAACCUGAACACCAUACUGAGACGUUUCUGGAUGACUGCCUCAUCCAGUACAGAAGGGCGGACAGUCGCUUUCUCGAGGCCUGUGCGACCGCUGCCCACGCCAUGGGGGCCUUAGAAUGGCUGGCGGAUCGAUAUCGACACGCGAGGGCAGCUGCGUUGCAGGAUCUGCGGUCUACCGUUGUCGUUUGUCUCGACGUCUGCUUGGCCCAACUCUAUAGUCGAUUCAUGAACGAACCCCACAAGGCUAAGGCUAAAUGGAGGCAGAUUCUCAGUCUGCCCCGCGUGGACAUGGACGAUCACUGGGAGAUGACCCAGUCGAGGUCAGUCACCGAGUCAUCCUAUGCAUACCAACUCUAUAUGGAUGCUUUGAAAGACCCCAAAGACACCGGAGCCUUCUUGCACGAAGUCGCCAUUCUGGCCAGAUGGUUGAGAGAGGUACCCCUCACCCGCGACAUUUCCAUCGCGAACCAAGCCGGCCUAUACUUGGGACGCUGGCACCUGGAUCAUGGCGACGCAGAGCAGGCACGACUGUACUUCCGGGGGUAUAUCAAGAUUUCCCUCGCUCAUCUCGAAGACAUUGACCCCGCUUGGCGAGCAGAUGCCUUCUACAAGCUAUUCACCAUUCUGGUCGCGGCGGAUGACGACGCCAACGCUAUUUCUCUGUUUCACGCAAUCCGCGAUGCACCGCAGGACAGCCGCGAGUCCACGCUGCCAGAUGACUGGCUUCUUCCGUGGGCGUGGUGCUGUGAUGUCUGUAAGCAAGAAUAUGACAGUUCCGCUCCCUGCAACAAGUGUCGGGUCUGCGCAGCAGAUCUUUGUCCGGGAUGCUUUGCGUCGGUGCAGCAAGCUACAGCGAGUGCUCGGGUUUGCGCCCCUGAUCAUGCCUGGCUUUCUAUUCACUCCCCGUCAGUACUUCCUGAGCAAGGCUUUGUCAUUGUGAAGGGCUCUCCGAUGUCCAUCGAUCACUUUCUCGCGGAUCUGGGUCAAUUCUGGGAGUGAAGGGUCCAUCUUGUUGCGCACGUAGCCUUCGAAUAGAGAAGGGCGGGUCCUAGCAGUCUUCUGGGGUCUAUCAUCAGCCGACAUCCUGCAAUAUGGGUGCUAACAUAAUCUCCAUAUAUAUUCACAACUGCUCUUCUCUUUUGAUUGAAUCGUCCGAUUGUUGUAAAUAUAUAUCAGCUCGGUGUGGUACCUGGGAUUUGGUCGUACCAUUCACCGACUCGAAUGCAUUGCCAUUCUCUAUAGCGAGAAAUUUGUUUUUCC